This is a messenger RNA of Anguilla anguilla (European eel), 2733 nucleotides long. RefSeq names its product vascular endothelial growth factor C-like. Gene Ontology annotation, biological process: response to hypoxia; positive regulation of protein phosphorylation; positive regulation of endothelial cell proliferation. Bases 1257 to 2444 code for a protein of 395 amino acids. Lineage: Eukaryota; Metazoa; Chordata; Actinopteri; Anguilliformes; Anguillidae. Gene Ontology annotation, cellular component: membrane. The transcript has 7 exons. Gene Ontology annotation, molecular function: growth factor activity; chemoattractant activity; vascular endothelial growth factor receptor 3 binding. The record is from RefSeq and is a predicted model, not a curated record.
GCCGGAUCCCGACACCUUUCGCCCCUUAGAGACGCGGAGCGAUGAGUCCAGUCUAAACGUCCCAGGUUUACCUGGGGAGCGACGGUACCUGCUCAGCGCCUGGGAGAGAAACCGUCACUGAAGGGCCUGGGACGGGGGCACAGGGGAGUGGGACGGGGGCACCGACUUCCCCAAGCCACCGUCGCACCUUCAGCCCUUUGAACAGCAGGGUUUUUUUUGUUUUGGAAUGUUCAACAUAUCUAAGUGAGGGUUCUAGAACUCCUCCGCUUUCAGUCACCAGUAGCGAUUGUGACAUCAGCAUUAGAAUGCUCAGAUAAGAACAUUCUACUCACAUAUUUGUGCGCCCCCCUCCUCCCCCGCCCCCUUUAUGGACCACCCGGGGAGGUAGUGUGGAGGUGAGGCUGGGGCGGUGGGGGGGGGGGGGGGGGGGGUGCAGGUAGCAGGUAAGAUAAGAGCAGCUCAGGCGGGAACAGAAAGGCCCCAGCACGUCUCACAGAAAGAGAGAUCUCAAAAAAGGAAAUAGAUUAAACGGUCUCUCCCACACCAUUCCUUAGACUAGGACAUACACGUACAUGUACACACACACACACACACACACACACACACACACACACUCCAUACAGCACAGAGAAAAGCCCCUCCCCGAACAACCCCUCAUGUUCCUAGGGAGGCCAAAUGAGAGCGAGUGAGAGACAGGGAAAGGGAGAGAGAGAAAGUGUGAGAGCGAGAGCGAGAGAGAGAAAGAGGAAGGGAGGGAGAAUUGGAACUAGAGGUGGGAAAUAACAGAAAGGAAGGACAGUGUUACACAGAAAAGAGAAGGGCAGAGAAAGGGGAGAAGAGAGAGAGAGAGGGGAAGAGAGAGUGUGAGAGAGAGACAGAGAUUGUCGUACUCACCGCCAAGCAUACCUUUGCAGACUUCGAACACAGCAGGGCUGAAUAUUCCCGGGCUCAGCUGCGCAGGAUGGAGCCCAUCACAGGCUGGUGCUGAACCCCGUCUCUUUCUGUCCCGAGUGGAGGCUCAGUGGGGUGGGGGGGGCGAAGAAAGGGGGGGAGAAGAGGAGGGGUGGAGAGCAACACGAGACGUUUGUACGGGACGUCCUGACCGAAGGGGGACAGAGGGACCCCUCCGCGGGACGGGCUGCCAUGCUCCAGAGCUCCACGUCAGGAUUCUGCCCCGACCCAAACCCAACGUCCCAAACGGAGAUGGCUGAGGAACACCGGGGACCCCGCUGAUCCGCCCGGCUGUACCCGACACCAUGCGGACACCGUCGCUGACCCUGUGGGUCCUCUGGGUUUGGACCCUCUCCGGCGGGACCGGCUUCGAGCGGGACGGUCGGGAGGGGGCGGACGGCGCGGAGGCCCAGCUGGGCGGAGCCAGGCGGAGAGGCCUGGGGGCGGUAUCCAGUGUGGAUGAGCUCCUGGAGCUCCUGUACCCCCAAUACGCGCUGGUCCAGCGGUGCCUCAGGGGGCGGGCCCAGGGGACGUCCUCUCGACUCCGCCCCGAUGAGGUCACCUGGGAGGAUCCCCAUGAGGCAGCACUCCACUGGGAUGAUGGCGCCAUCCAAGUCAUCAUGGCGGAGAUGGAGCGCACGGCGUGCCGUCCGCGGGAGGUGUGUCUGGAGGUGUCCAGGGAGUACCCAGAAAGCCCCAGGCACGUGUACGUGCCGCGCUGCGUGUCUGUGCACCGCUGCGGGGGAUGCUGCAACCACGAGGCCCUGCACUGCUCCAACAGCAGCCACAGGCUGGUCAACAAGACCCUGGUGGAGCUCUCCCCAUCUCACAUGGAGCGUUCCGUCGUCAUGGUGACCUUCGUCAACCACACGUCCUGCGAGUGCCGUCCCAAAAGGCCGCUGCACUCCGUCAUCCGGAGGGAGGCCGACGCCCACCGUCGCGCGUGCUCCGCUCCAGGUGUUCUCUGCAGCGCGGGUCUGGUGUGGGACCCUACGGAAUGCCUGUGUGUUCACAGGAACGCGAGCUCCUUCUCUGAGCCAGAGCUGGACCCCCUGGGUGACCCGUUGCUGGCUCUGUGCGGCCCGAACAAGGUUCUGGACCCGGAGCACUGCGGGUGUGCGUGCCGAAACGGGCUGACCGAGUCCGGCUGCGGGCCGGGCCGUCGUCUGGACAACGGCACGUGCGCCUGCGUCUGCGGGGGUCCGCCGGGGAGCUGCCCCCCCGGCCAGCGCUGGGACCCGGGGGGGUGCAUGUGCGCGUGCCUCCCCAACUGCCCCCGCGGUCUCGCCCCCCAGCCCGGGACCUGCGUGUGCCGGUGCAAGGAGAGCCCGCGAACCUGCCUGCUGCAGGGCAAGAGGUUCAACCCACACACCUGCAGCUGUUACAGGCUACCCUGUCGGACCCCACACAGGAAGUGUCCGUCCGGCUUCUAUUUCAGCCAUUUUGUCUGCAGCUGCAUACCCGACCACAUGAGGACAGACGAGCUGAACUGAGAGGGGCGGAGCGAGCUUUAGACACUCCUCCCCAGGGCUCUCAUUGGUCAAAGGGGCUCUUUCUAUGAAGGGUGCAGUGGCCCUCGAGGAGACGGGAUGCAGAAGGAACACGUUGCGGUGAAGACAUUUGGCAGAAGCUGAGAGCACUUGGUUUCUCCCUUUCCUGAUUGGCCAGGGAGAGUCUGUGGAUUAUGACAUCACUUGGUCAUGGACAAGCUCACGACAGAUUGAUGCAACGAUCCCCUUGUGCUGUUGCACUGAACAUCCAAAAUAAAACUACAAAAAACCA